AUGACGGAUAACCAAAUCGAAAUAUUGAGGAUUCAUGAGCUUGAUGCAAGACUUUCAAUAGGAUGUGCUUUCCUUAUAUUACACUACUACAUCACGUAUAUAGAAAGAUGCAAGGCAGCUCAAUUUGCCUUAGAUGAUAACCCAGAUGUAGGAAAGUUUCAAUAUUACUUAAAACUCAGAAGUAGACACAAAAAAUCCAUCCGUGAGUUGCUAUCGCUGGAAGAUAAAGAUGUCAUAACAAUCAAGGAGCGAACUUAUUAUUUUAUGGAUCAAGCUUAA
Cotesia congregata is the source of this 279-nucleotide messenger RNA. Lineage: Eukaryota; Metazoa; Arthropoda; Insecta; Hymenoptera; Braconidae. The record is from the annotation of a GenBank genome assembly.